AUGAUCGGUUUCCCUAGUCGCGUUUUCAUGAAGAAAUUUCCCACGUGCACACCAGAUCUUCAAAUUGUUGCAGAAGGGGACGACGCACAUGUGAUUUAUGCUAAAAAACUCAACUUUUGUACGUGUCUCAACCUCACUGUGUUUGAAAUAGAUGGUGAAACAUGCUUGGGUGUUGUUGAGGUGGUGACGACUUCCCAGAAAGUCAAUCUCCGAGAUGAACUCGAAAACAUCUGUAAAGCUCUAGAGGUUGUUGAUCUAAGGAGUUCGGAGUUCUUGGUCUAUCCAAAGCAAAAGGAUUUUAGUGAACCAUAUGAUGUUGUACACCACACUACCUGCCAAUUUUAUGGGCAUUUAAGGUAUUAUACUACUUAUGUACUCACAUUAUGGGUUGAAACCUACUUCUUAUUGAGAUGUAAGGAUUUGACAUUGAUACUGAUGAGUGCUACAUUGAAUCCUGAGCUUUUUUCCAAUUAUUUUCAAGAAGCACCCAUGAUUCAUAUUCCUGAAGUAUUCCAUGAAGAAGAAGAACCUGAAAUCGAUGACACAAAUACUCCAAUUGUUAGUGGGGAAAGUAUAUCACUUUCUGCAGAACCUUCUACUGGAAACAAGUCCGGGAAGCCAAAAAUAAAGGGAGUAUCAAUGAUAGAGUUGUGGUGGGUUCAAUGCGACAGGUGUGAAGCCUGGCAGCAUCAAAUAUGUGCGCUAUUUAAUGGUCGAAGAAAUGAUGGGGGGCAAGUAGAUUAUACUUGUCCAAAUUGUUAUAUGGAAGAAGUUGAAAGAGGAGAGUCGAUGCCUCGACCACAAAGUGUUGUACUUGGAGCAAAAGAUUUACCUCGAACCAUACUCAGUGAUCACAUAGAGAGCAGGUUGUUUGGAAAACUGAAGCAGGAGAGACUAGAGCGUGCAAGGUUGUAUGGGGAAACUUAUAAUGAGGUUCCUGGAGUAGAAGCACUUGUUGUCAGAGUGGUCUCUUCUAUGGACAAGAAGUUGGAAGUCAAGCAACGAUUUCUUGAGAUCUUUCAAGAGGAAAAUUACCCUGUGGAGUUAAGAGCAGAGUGUCCGCAGCCAAACCAUCGACGCGUUUAUCUUUCUUAUCUGGAUUCGGUCAAGUACUUCAGGCCUAAGAUGAAGGCUAUGAUAGGGGAGGCUCUUCAUACAUUUGCAUAUCAUGAGAUUAAGGCUGUGACAGGGGAGGCUCUUCAUACAUCACUUGUUGAGCAUAGCGAUACAUCAAUGUCCUUCAAAAUUAUGGAUGAUGGCCAAGUCUUUCUCUAUGCAGUUCUGACAGCUCUAGCAACCUCCUUCCAUGCCCUGAAGCCUCUCAAAGUUCCUGCAUCAGGUUAUUCCUUUAGAUAG
This is a messenger RNA of Lactuca saligna, 1356 nucleotides long. The record is from the annotation of a GenBank genome assembly. NCBI's taxonomy places the organism in Eukaryota, Viridiplantae, Streptophyta, Magnoliopsida, Asterales, Asteraceae.